CUGCGAACCCGAAUGUCCUGAAUACGCCGUAUUGGCAACAUUGCGGUUAUUGUAUGGAAAAAUGGUUGUAUGAAAGUAUGAAAUGUUUGUGGUUAGUGUGUAAAUCAAACCAUUUUGUAUUUUAUGAAAAAUACAUUAACGAUGGCCCUUGGAAUAAGGCACCUUAAUAAAUUUACAACCUUCUCAAGCAUAGUCUCUUCGAGAAGUAGUGUCUGCAACUUAGAAAAAAUUCCUAAACAAGUUUCUACGAAUCAAUGUGAUCAGUAUUCUACAAAACUAAGUCCAAAGCUAAGCUAUGAUAAGCUAAAAGUUAAUAGUUAUCUACCCAUUGAUAGUGUGAUAGAUAAUAGAGAAAAUGCCAAUGAUUUAGUGAUUAGAGAAAGAGUAUAUUGUAUUGACACCUUCUCUCUAGAGGAUUCAAAGAGCUUAUAUCUGAGAUACUCAAAUGUUCCAGAAUCAAGAAAUAGUGAAACACUGUUCACCGAAAAUCAAAAAGAACCAUCUUCUGGACCUAGCCCAGAGAAAUUGGAACAUGUAUAUAAUAUUCUUGGAGAGACGUUACCCAAACUAUUUGUUCAGUCGCUAGACUAUUCAAUAUACCAUCCCAACAUUAUAUUCGAAGAUCAUAUAAGAAACAUUAAAACAGUCGGUUUGUUUGCCUAUAUCAGGCAAGUGGCACUACUUAGAACCUUGGGACAUCUGAAGUUUGCUUACGUAAAAUUUGAAAUAAUGAAAAUCACGCAACACCCAGAAGAUUCCACAAUAAAAGUUCGCUGGCGAAUAAUAGGAAUUUCUGCUUGGAAAGUUAUGUUGACAUUCUGGAAAUUUAAGUUAUGGAACUAUAGAGAGAUGUUGGAUAAAACUGAGAAUUGGUAUGAUGGAUUCUCUACAUUUUAUGUGAACUCAGACGGAAAAGUGGUCAAGCAUGUGGCAGAUAAGAUGAUGCCUGAUUCGGACAGAAUAACAGAUGCUAAAACUAUAACAACAGCAGCCAAACUAGCAGCAAUUUUAGGACUAAUUCCGAAAUUUUCUGAAAUGGGCUAAUUUGACUGAAGAGCAUCACAAAAUGCAUUUUCCAUGUCUAAAAAUAUAUAGUAUUCUUGUCCCACAUACACUUAGUUUUUAUUCAACAGUUACAACUGUCAAAAUAGCACAGUUCUGAAUAAUAAUAUUUUGAGAAAGAAUUAUCAGAAAUGUCAUGAAUUUUCUCAAAUGUAUGAGAUACAACUUCCUUCAUCUAACUUUGGGUCUUCAUUAAAAAUACUAUUGUAUGUUAAAAAUAUUUAUUAUAAUAAAAUUGAAUAAAUUCUUGUGCGAAUCACAACUGAAAACUUUUCCUUCAGUUAUGGUCCUGAUGAGAUCGCAUUCAGUGACUUAUUUUUGGAUUCAGUCCGAAGUUAGUCACUUUUUGAUAUUAUUUAUGUCAAAUAUCAGCGUAAAGUUUUUUGUGCAGUCAAUUAUUUUCACUCAUGAGCUGUAAUUUUCAAAUUUCCACUUUAAAUUUUUGUGGAUGACAAGAUCAGUGUUACUUUAGAAAUUUUAAGAACUCAUCCGAAGUUUUCGUGAAACUAUUGAACGUGACGGUGUGAUAUUCAUAAGUCUUUAUAGUUUCUUGAGUAUUUGAGUAUCUGGAAGUGUUGACAUGAGCCUUUUAUUGUUUUGCUCUUCCUUCUCGCCCUGAGAUUAUAUUCAUAGCCCUGCAGGUAGAUGGAGCCUUGCCGGCGAGUAAGCUGAUGAUGUAGGGCAUAUCUGACACCACACGCACGUGCAUCCACAUACUAGAACUGCAACACUCUUCUCAACGCACGUUUCUACAACCAAAUUGGCAUCAUCGGCAAACGAACUUAUACAAAUUUCUCACUCUAACUAUGCAUUUUUAUACCUAACAGGGUACUUCCAGUCAAACAACCAUGAUUUCUUGAGUGAAAAUUAUUGGAAAAUUUUUUGUGAAGGUCCUCGCUUUUUCAGAGUCAUUCAUAUAUAAGUUACUAAUGAUCUGUUUGGAAUAAGACUGUUACCACUCUUAAAUGAAUCACUUUAUAAAAAAUAGUGAGAACUUUCAUGAGAAAUUUCUCUUUAAUUUGUACCCAAGAAGUCAUUGAUAUAUUACUUAAAGUAAAGGUGUACCUUUUAGAGAGAAAUAUGAACAUUUUGAGUUGAGAAUUAGUCUAGUUCAUCUUCAGCUUGUUCUGGAUUUAUUUUAUGCUGGAAGUUUUAGUUUUACGUUUCAGUAAUUAAAUGCAAUUAAUCAGGCAGAGGAAAGGAAACUCGGUCAAUAAAAUCCAGACACCUCUAGUUAGAAUGAAACAUUUUUUGUUGAUAGUUACCAGCAAAUCCUUGCCCAACAAUCAACCAACUGGAGAUAAUUAUACUCCGACCUAAAGAAAAUACAUAUAAUCUCAGGGAGAGAAGAAAAAAAACAGUCUUUUCACUAUCAAUAAACGCAAAAAACGACAAACUGUGAUAUUUGAAAACAGAACUACCGAUACCUUCUGACAAAUUAUUCAGCUUUCACCUUGUUCAUGAAAAUUUUUAGUGGAUAUUUUUGGUGUUCAAUUGGUACUAUCGUUUGUAUAUAAUACGUUGUGAUUUGAAAUGUAUAUUGCGUUGAUUUUUUUUGUAGUAUUAGAAAAGACAUGUUGAUAUUAUUCAUAUCUGUUAUACAUUUGAAUAAAAACACAAUCCAA
Leptinotarsa decemlineata (Colorado potato beetle) is the source of this 2687-nucleotide messenger RNA. RefSeq lists its product as uncharacterized. The record is from RefSeq and is a predicted model, not a curated record. Lineage: Eukaryota; Metazoa; Arthropoda; Insecta; Coleoptera; Chrysomelidae.